Molecule: messenger RNA, 1365 nt
Organism: Drosophila elegans
Lineage: Eukaryota; Metazoa; Arthropoda; Insecta; Diptera; Drosophilidae
Exons: 3
Coding region: 76-1317 (413 amino acids)
Source: RefSeq, a predicted model, not a curated record
AAGCAAGUUCACCCAGAAUCGCGGAUUCAUUCUGUCGCUUUUUGUGCGCGUAGCAGUAUCACACCCGCUCCCGCAAUGGGAGAAGUUCCAAAAGUCACAGACCUGCCACAGGUGAUCGAGCCCCAUCUUCCGGAGGGUUGUACCCUAGACUCGUAUGUCAGCCGAUACCUGACUAAGCCCGGAGAUAACUACGGCAGCAUUAUGUUGGCCGUGCAGGCGAAAAUUCGGAGCUCAGACGGAGCUAUUCGGGACUUGCCACUGAUAGCCAAGCUGCCACCCCUCACCAAUGAACUUUACUGGCAGAUUUUCCAGCCUGAGCGCACCUGCAUCACGGAGAACGCGGUCUACCAGUACCUGUCAACCGAGCUGGACAAGCUGCAGCUCCAGGAGGGCAUUCUUCCCGCACAACUCUUCGAUGGCUUCCCGCGAUACUACGGCUCCCGCAUCUCGCUUGAUUCCCGGGCUUCAAAAGUGGAUCGGGAUGCUAUUCUCGUCCAGGAGAACGUUACGGUGCAUGGCUUCCGGCCGGGAAAUAGACACAGGCCGUACAAUCUGGCUGAAACUGUACUCGUCCUGCACUACUUGGCCCAAUACCACGCCCUACCCAUCGCUCUGCGCCUGAAGAAGCCGCUGGUAUACGAGGAAUACGUACGACCCUUCUUCAAGAAGUUCGAUAUGAACACCAACAUUAAUCCGGCCGAGAAGGAACUGAUGAAUGAUCAGAUUCUGAAGGACAUCAAGGCGGUGACCAGUGAUGAGCGGGACGUUAACCGAGUCAAGGAGCUGCUGGAUAUUUUUGACGCAUUCCAAGCCGGCAAGGAUGUGGACGACGGUCCCUUCACCACCAUUGUGCAUGGAGAUUUAUGGAUAAACAAUAUGAUGUUGAAAUACGACGAAAAUGGCACUCCAGUCAAGGUUAAAAUUGUUGACUUUCAAAUCGCGCAGUACGGAUCGUUGGUUCACGAUAUCAUCUUUCUCCUAUUCUCAAGUGUGGACGUAAAUGUUUUGGAGGAGAACUACUACAAUUUCCUUAAUAUUUACUACAACGCUUUCAUUCAAGCCCUGCGCGGCGUCAAUGUCGACACCAACAACUAUUCCAAAGAGAUAUUUCUCAAUGAGGUGCAAAAAGUGGCACACAUACAGCUGCCUCAUGCCAUAUUUAUGAUGAAGGUAAUUUUGGCUGAUAACAGCACGAUUCCCGAGGACUUUAAAGACGUGGAUUUCUCAGUGUUGUCCAAGAAUACUGGAGUAAAGACUAUUGUGACGAAGUUUGAGGCCAUCUUGCGACUGGGAAAAAAGUUUAAUAUUUUUUACUAAGCCAAUUUUGCUUAACUGCAAGCCACGGAAAUAAAUAUUUGACCAUAA